AUGGUGGAUACUGAGGCAGCAGAGGGGCUCCGGGUGUGCGACCUCCUAGCACCAGGGAGGACAGAGUGGGACGACUCCAGACUACAUCAGUUGUUUGGGGCACAUCUUGCUGAGAGGAUCCGAUCCCUUCCAGUACCAGGAUGCAAGGGACCAGACGUCAGGGUCUGGGACACCUCAUGCAGGGCCAGUGUUAGGCUGGGUGAUCUGUCCCGGGUUAUCCAGCGGGGACAAGACUGCGCCUGGAUUUGGAGGUCCGGGCUCCAUCCGAGGGCAGCACUCUUCUUAUGGAAGGUGAUGUGGGACCGCCUUCCGACGAGAGCAGUGCUGAGUCGGCGUGGUUUGGGGAUCCCUGCAGAGUGCGGGGCUUGCGGUGCAGAUGAGUCUGUGGAUCAUGUAUUAUUUCGGUGCACUUGGGCGAGGUCGACAUGGCAGUGGACAGGUAUCCCGGAGGAGGUGUGGCAGGAGAGGAGACUUUUCCUGCAGCUGAUACGACAGUGGUUAGCCAGUCCCGGGACAUGUCAGGAGGCCAUCCGAGCAACUUGCACAGCCCAUCAGAUCUGGCUGGCAAGGAACGCUCGCACUUUCGGCGAGCGCAGGAUGUCGCCGAGGUUUGUUGCGGAGUCUGCUCGAGCACUGGCGAUGGAGUCCAGACUCCCCACCCCAUCAGACAUACCCUUGAUAGCUCGGGACACCUGGGGUUCCUUCUCUGCUCAGGCAGCUUCUCGGACGGUGUUCUUCACCUGA
Molecule: messenger RNA, 744 nt
Organism: Phoenix dactylifera (date palm)
Lineage: Eukaryota; Viridiplantae; Streptophyta; Magnoliopsida; Arecales; Arecaceae
Source: RefSeq, a predicted model, not a curated record